UCACGGAAGAGAGGCACAGAAAAGUGAACAUCGUUUGGACAACGUGAGUUUACAGAGCUGUGAGAUCUUCUUCCACACAGUCGUUUAGUCAAAUAAAGUCACCACCAGUCUGAAAGUAAUAACAGGCUUCAACACAACACGGAUAAUACCACAAUAAAAGAGCUCUCAUCAUGGCUUUGAAUAAAUCCAUGCACCCCCGAAACCGCUACAAAGACAAACCUCCGGACUUCGCUUACCUGGCGUCCAAAUACCCAGACUUCCAGCAGCACGUGCACACCAGCCUGGCAGGCAGACCUGUUGUGAACUUCAAAGAGCCGGAGGCGGUGAGAGCGCUGACCUGCACCCUGCUGAAGGAGGACUUUGGUUUGUCCAUCGAGAUUCCUCUGGAGCGCCUCAUCCCCACCGUGCCCCUCCGCCUCAACUACAUCCACUGGGUGGAGGACCUCAUCGACGGCCAGAAGCAGCCGCGCAGAGGCAUCGACAUCGGCACUGGUGCGUCCUGUAUCUACCCCUUACUGGGAGCCACCAUGAACGGCUGGUACUUUCUGGCCACGGAGGUGGACGACAUCUGCUUUGACUACGCUAUGAAAAACGUGGAGCAGAACAGCCUGUCUGACCUCAUUAAAGUGGUCAAAGUCCCUCAGAAGACUUUACUGAUGGACGCCUUGAAAGAAGAGACAGAAAUAGUGUACGACUUCUGCAUGUGCAACCCUCCUUUUUUUGCCAAUCAGCUUGAAGCAAAGGGGGUAAACUCCAGGAACUCACGGCGACCUCCUCCCAGUUCAGUGAACACAGGCGGGGUGACGGAGAUCAUGGCGGAGGGCGGGGAACUGGAGUUUGUCAAGAGGAUCAUUCAUGACAGCCUGCAGCUAAAGAAACGCUUGCGGUGGUACAGCUGCAUGUUGGGGAAGAAAUGUAGCUUGGCACCUUUGAAAGAAGAGCUGAGGAAACAAGGGUCUCCUCCCAGUAAGAAGCGUAAACUGGAGAAGGCGAAGAAGCCGCUUUCCUUCGUACUGCCUAAGGCGGGACUGAAGGAGCUGCAGGCCAAAGCCAAGGCUUUAGGCGGCGCUGCCCGCGGCGGCCCGGUGGACAGCAUCGGUGCUCUGCUGGAGAAAACACUCUCUGACCUGAGGGUGAUACACAAACGAGUCCCAUGCAGUAAGCAGGAGCAGAGUCUCCUCCUCACAGCUGUGGAGAACACCUGGAUCCACUCACGAGAGAAGAGACGUGAGGGCUCGCGUCAGCUGCGAGAGCUUCCCCGUGCUCCUCACCGCGCUGCAACCAGCUCUGCAACCAGCUCUGCAACCAGCUCUGCAACCAGCUCUCAGACCCCUCUGACCACAGCUGCUCCUGCAACAAACCCCACAUUUCAAAACCAGUCCUCUAAAAACAGCACCACCCCCCAGGUGGAAGGUGCUCAAAACAAAGCUGGGUCUGCACAGGAGCCAGAGAGGGCAGAGAAUGGCUCCUCUUUAAAGGAGACAAGUCAAGAUGUGAAGCUCAAUCCAACUGCAGAACAGAAAGACGUGUUGGAGGAUGUAUCAGGUGAAGACAUGGAGUUGUCUACCUGCUCAGAGACGGGGCAGGAAGCAGGCCCACAGGAAGCACCGGUCCCAGCGCAGGAACCGCCCUCUAAGCGACCCAAGAGCCCCGCCGCCCCCGAACACUUCCUGUUUAAAUGUCUGCUGAACGUGAUGAUGGAGGAGUGCGACGUGGUGAUCGAGAUGCACUGGGUCGAGGGUCAGAGCAGAGACCUGAUGAACCAACUGUGCACAUACCUGAAGAACUCCCUUUUAAGGUGUAUUGCGAAGCCGUAAAUGAGCAGAAAUAUUUUUUUAUUGGAUUAUUGAAUUCCUUUGGUUUGUUCCAAAGAUAAUCCACAUUAUUUUAUGCUAUGUACUAGGUCAGUUUACCUUGUAAGACAAACUGUAUAUUGGUGUUUUGAGUUAUAAUAUGUCUAAACAUUUGCAAUAAAUGUGACUUUCUUUUU
Molecule: messenger RNA, 1990 nt
Organism: Notothenia coriiceps (black rockcod)
Lineage: Eukaryota; Metazoa; Chordata; Actinopteri; Perciformes; Nototheniidae
Gene: mettl16
Product: methyltransferase 16, N6-methyladenosine
Exons: 9
Coding region: 171-1817 (548 amino acids)
Biological process (GO): rRNA base methylation
Cellular component (GO): nucleus
Molecular function (GO): 23S rRNA (adenine(1618)-N(6))-methyltransferase activity
Source: RefSeq, a predicted model, not a curated record